CAGCCAACAAUCAAUUUUUUUUCUGGUUAAUACAAAACACAAUUUAUAAAAUGUCUCUUAAAUUUUUACUGAUUUUUUUCUUUAUGAUCGGGAUCGCCGAAAUGGGGACAGUUGUCACUAUCAAGAAUAAAAUCUAUGUUAUUCCUGAUAAUACACCUGUGGUUAUUGACAACGAUCAAGUUUAUUUUAAAAGUCCGAAUUCUGCCAGUAAUAAUGGGACUACUUUUGAUUCAAACAACAACUACAACAACAACAACAACAAUAAUGACAAUGAAGAAGAAUGCUCCUAAUUUUUAAAUUAUUGACUGUCAAAUUAAUUAAUUAAUAACAAUAAUAAUUCACAAUAAAUUAGUCAGAUAAGAUGAUAUAUGAUCAUUUAUGAACACGAUCAGAUUUUGUGAUCACAUAUGAUCGAAUUGUUGUAUAUAUAUGAUGAUAUGUGUUUGUAUCUAUAAAUAUAUAUAUAUAUUUAUAGAUAUAUAUCUAUCUUUUUAAAGUAAUAUCACCACAUAUCAUAUUAUAUAUACA
Messenger RNA from Microplitis mediator, 528 nucleotides. Its product is annotated as small heat shock protein hspM-like. The coding region runs from base 51 to 290 and encodes 79 amino acids. The record is from RefSeq and is a predicted model, not a curated record. NCBI's taxonomy places the organism in Eukaryota, Metazoa, Arthropoda, Insecta, Hymenoptera, Braconidae. The transcript is spliced from 2 exons.